CCAACCCGUGAUGCGUCGCUACAGGUAUACUUUCGUCCACCACACCGGAUCGUCAUUCGUGUUCGGGGACCUCGGUUAGCAAGACAAGCAGAUCGCCACACUUCACCGAGGGCACUGGCGAGGCUGAAACGGGGUGCGAAUGAUCCCAGAACGCCCCUCAUCUGUAACAAGUUUCAGCCAAUAUAGUGCUUGUUUGACCCCCUCGAUACGAGGCACAGCCCCUGCUAAGUGGCAACAUUCCGACCCAAACCUUCCAGGGUCGGAAUCGAUUGGCACCCGAGGUGCGGCUCAAGCGGUCCUCAUAAAACCUGAAGAGGAUAUCUCCGCCUCGUGGCUCUGUAGCGGUGACCGACUUUCAUUGUUACCAAACCUUCAAUGGAAAUAACUGUUGCGACAUUUAGACGCGAGACGGAGUUUAACCCUCCGCAAGAAGAACAUGAACUGCCCUUGAUCGCUCCUCACAACCCGCGUGGCGAUAGGAGCCAUCUGAAGCGAGGUGUACUGUACAAGUGGCUCUCAGGGUCGAGGUUUGCAUUAGCCUUAGCAUCAGCUGCCUGCCUGUUAGUCCUCUCUUUUAACCUUGGCUUCCUGCUAUGGGUUGUAGCACGUGACCGGCUGAAGGAAGACCGUGGGAUCCUCUACGAGGGCAACUGUGACCGCGUGCGGCACCUGAGUACAGGACUGCAUUUACUCAUCAAUAUAAUGAGCACCAUCCUCCUGGGUGCGAGCAACUAUGCAAUGCCUCUGUGCGCCGACGAGGAAGGACAUCGAUAAUGUGCAUGGAAAGAAUACCUGGCUGGAUAUUGGCGUCCCAAGCCUUCGGAAUCUCUUUUACGUCCCCAAGACGCGCUCGACCAUGUGGAUAUGCCUGAUGCUCUCGUCUCUUCCUCUCCACCUCGUCUACAACUCCACCAUCUUCUCUACCACCGCUGCCUACUCAUAUACGAUAUUUGCCGGCCAUUCCUCCCUCGGAACGCAACAACGAGAGGACAUUGAAACAGGUGGACUGAACGCAGAAGAUACCGCUUCUUUCGACCGGCUCUAUUCCUAUGCUCAGAACGGCACCCUGAUUCGCCUCGACACACAGGCGUGCAUCAGCGCCUACGCAACGGCUUACCAAACAAAGCACGGCGACCUGCUCCUGGUUACAGACGACGUCAACACAACGCUUGAGUACAAAAUGGUCGGCUUCCAGUCCGUGUACGAUCCGUGGGACGCUUACGUUCAUGUCGCGCCCAGCGGCGAUCCAUAUGAAUGGUUAUGUCCGCCAAAUGCCAACGCUUCAUGCAGCACCUACAUACCCGGCCUGUACUCCGCCGCAGAGCAAGAUAACUGGGUCGUCUAUGGCUAUCAUGGCAACUAUACUGUGGACUCGUGCCUGAGCGCGCCAUUGCCAGAGCAUUGCAAGUUGCAGUAUUCCCUGCCACUGACGAUCGUCGUCAUUGUUGUUAAUGCUAUCAAAGCGGCUAUCCUGUGCUAUUCGGCCCUCGCAACAACUGAAUUGCCCAUGCUUACUACGGGAGACGCCGUGGCCUCAUUCCUGCAACAGCCCGACAGACACACCAUGGGCAGAUGUUUGAUGUCCGGAAUGGAAAUACGACAGAUAAACUCAGAAUACACUGUGCCUGGGCAGCGUGAUUGGCCCGUGGCUUAUGAGAGCAAUCGAAAGAGGUGGUACUCUGCAGUGUCCCGCGCCAAAUGGCUGCUGGUCGUGAUACUCUGGGCGAUAGCCCUUGUCAUAUGCGCCUUUCUUCUGUACCUGGGGCUGAGUCAAGACGGCCACGAAGUCUGGAACGCCGAGUUCGGCUCCAUCAACGCACAAGCCCUAAUUAAAGGCGAUACCUGGCCAACCUCGAUGAUCGCCAACACGAUUAUAGCCAACAUCCCGCAGCUCAUCUUCUCGACGCUCUAUUUCAUCUUCAACAGUGUCAUGACAACCAUGACUCUCGCCGCAGAGUGGAGCACAUACGCCAUUUCCCGCCGCGGCGUCCGCGUCUCAAGGAAUCCGCAGUUCGCACAGCGAAGCAACUACUUUCUAUCGCUACCAUACCGCUACGGUAUCCCGCUCAUGACGACCUCUGCAAUAUUGCACUGGCUCAUCUCGCAAAGCCUCUUCCUCGUGGGGGUCGAAGCCUACGACCAGCGAUUCGUCCGCGCGCCGGAUCGCGACCUCGUCACAUGCGGAUACACCCCUGUGGCGAUUGUCAGCUCAAUGGCGGUCUGGGUGUUCAUGUUUGCGUGCUUAAUCGGGCUGAGCUGCAUGAAGUUUGCGUCCGGUAUGCAAGUUGCUGAUAGUUGUAGUCUAGCGAUUGCCGCGGCUUGCCACCCCAGGUAUGACCCUAACCUGGAUGAAAAGGACCAGCGGCUGGAUCCUGUGGAGGGGAUUGAGUUCAUGCCGCUUAAGUGGGGGGCGGUGCCUCUUGAAGGCCAGCUGGGGCAUUGUACAUUUUCUGCCGAUGAGGUCGAGGUGCCUGAGCCCCAGCGUGUGUACCAAUGACUCGGUAUGGAGUAUUCGAGACUCUAGAUUAUAACAUAGAGAGGAUGCUCGUUUGCAUGUUUGCAAUGAAGAAAACCGUAAUUUAAACCAGCAUCUAGUGGGGGCGCGCAUACACUAGCCUGGUCAGGGAGAGCUGAGGAUCAGGGGUUGAACGUAUUCCAGUAGCGGUCUGGUUGAGCCUAAUGGCAGAUGUUAUUCCUCAUUCUAUCCAGUUUCCCAUCCGAGACUCACGAUGAUAUCCUCUAUGCCACCUCCCUCGGGGUUUGCAAUCCUACCAACCUAUUUCGGUCAAGUUCCAAUGAUACCACAGCCGCAGCCUCAGGCGGGUGGUUUGGUUGCCGGCCCUUCGCAACCACAGCCACUCCAGCAAAUCCAUGGACGGAUUAUUUCCGUCCCUCAUCUUCCCCUGCGAAGAACUACGAAAUAAAUCCACCUGCAUUGGCCAAUUGACCGGCCAAGCGAAGUCAUCCGCGCAUAUGUCAUAUCAGGCACUGAACACCGACUUAAUAGACUAUUGUAAGAUAAAUUAGAACCAGUAUGCAAGUCGAUGAGAUGUGAUUU
This is a messenger RNA of Aspergillus calidoustus, 3058 nucleotides long. The record is from the annotation of a GenBank genome assembly. Lineage: Eukaryota; Fungi; Ascomycota; Eurotiomycetes; Eurotiales; Aspergillaceae.